Molecule: messenger RNA, 1943 nt
Organism: Nelumbo nucifera (sacred lotus)
Lineage: Eukaryota; Viridiplantae; Streptophyta; Magnoliopsida; Proteales; Nelumbonaceae
Product: putative inactive poly [ADP-ribose] polymerase SRO2
Molecular function (GO): NAD+ poly-ADP-ribosyltransferase activity
Source: RefSeq, a predicted model, not a curated record
UAGGCGGUUUUCGUAGUCCCGUAUAUAAACGUUUCCUCACCUUCCUUCCUCUUCUCCAAGCGAUCUUCGAUUGUGGUUGGUUAUUUUUUGUUGGUUGAACACGAAUCAGUCUUCGACCCCAAGAAAUCUUCGUUUCCAUUCUCUUCAUCUGUUUCUUACACUACGCACAGUACGACCUAAAAGAGGAGGUGCGGUAUCACACUCUUCGGUUCAAGCUUAAAGAGGUACGAGAGAGAGAGAGAGAGAGGAAGCUAUUCGUACUACUUCUGUCCAUGUGUUUGAACUGGCAUCUUUAGACUUGAGGAUGAUUUGUAUUCGUAUUCUCUAUUUUUCGGCACCACUUUCUAGGAUGGAGAAUCCGAUUCGGCAAUUUGGAUGUCCUGCUGGCGAAUCCCAAUCUUGAAUCUGCAAUUAAGGAGCUCGAAUUUGCUUUUGGUUGCUGUUGCUAUAGGCUCUUUCUCUUUACUCGAGAGUGUGUCUUGGAGAACCCUUAACUUCAAUUACGUGCCUCCAGUUUUUCAUUAACAUUCAGCUAUUAUGGAGAAUCACAAGCAGAAAUGUCAGUUACAAGUUUUUUCCGUAGGAAUGGCUCACGAUCAUAGUUGUAGUGGCUUAGUUUCUAACAAUUCGAGAACAGAUGGAUCAAGUGUACAUACAGAGUAUAUUGAUUUUGGAGAUUCAGUGUCAGAGACUGCCCAUGAUCGGGAAAUAUCAGUUUCCGACUCCGAGAGUGGUACUUGCGGUGUCAUCACUCGGGAGUUUCGGCUCUUCAGUGGAAAUGAGUUGAUCAGAUUGGAAGAAGGAGAUAAAGAGCACAGCGUCAUCAAGCAGAGAUUCCUUAUGGGUAUGGGAUCCGUUCGUAGUCUUACAACAAUUACGAGUAUACACAAGAACAUUUAUUCAAGUUUCCAAGGGCUAGCUCGAUUGCAAUCCUUCAGGAUUUUCUCGCAGGCAAUGUCACAAAAGUGCCACGGGAAUCCAAAUAUUAAAUUUGCUUGGUAUGGCACUUCUAGGGAUGGGGUGGAUAGGAUCAUCUCCCAUGGUUUUGGUCAGUCUGGAAGGCCUGAGAACAAUGGAUUGUACGGAAGUGGGCUCUAUCUAUCUCCUGAGAAUUUUUCCUUAGACAGUGCGUUAUCAUCAACUCUCAAUAAGAAUGGUCUACGACAUGUCUUGCUUUGUCGAGUGAUCCUGGGAAAUAUGGAAGAGGUCCGUUCUGGUUCAGAACAGUUUCAUCCAAGCUCCGAGGAGUUUGAUUCUGGGGUUGAUAAUCUGUUAGCUCCUAGAAAAUAUAUUAUUUGGAGUACACAUAUGAAUACUCACAUCUUGCCAGAAUACGUUAUAAGUUUCAGUGCUCCUCCUUGCUUGGAAGGGUUUCAUAGGGUACAACAGCCAGUGGUAAAACCCACCUCAGCUUGGAUGCCGUUUCCUACUUUAAUCUCUGUGCUUGCGAGGUUUUUACCUCCUACUACCAUUCGUGUCAUACAGAAAUAUCACUAUAGUUACAGAGAAAAGAAAAUUACCAGGGAACAACUUGUACAGAAAGUGAGGCAGAUCGUGGGCGAUGAACUGCUUGUUAAAAUAAUCAAAUCUUGCAGGGGGAAGCAACUUAAAGCUUCUUCGCCGAGAAGUGGCUCCAAGUAGUACAGAAGAAACAAGCGGGCUGAGUGAGUAUCCAGGAAAGAAUUGCAUCAAUCAAGAAUGAAGAGAACUUGUUCGAUGAGGCAACCGACGGUGGUGCACCAAAAAACAAAACCAUAAAGGUGGAGAUAACAAAUUCAGCGGAUUCCUGAAUAAACCAGUCAUUUGUUUGGGUUGGGGAUGUGUAUUCGUGUCCCGUACCUUGCAUGUAACUUUUUUGUUUUUUCCUUCUGUAAAAAAAAGAGAAAAAAGAAAGCUAGUUCAGUCUCUGAAGAAUAAGAAAGAGGGUAUUUGGUUAACAGUAA